UGCUCUCCAGCGAGACAUCACCCUGGCGCCCCGACAUGCCUGCAUGGAGUCCACGACUCCUGGCUCCGACAAUGAGGACGAGACCGUGCCAGCCGAUCCUGAGAAAUGGGACAGAAGCGACGUGAUGCGGUGCGUGAGAUGGGUGGCUCGCACCUUCAGGGUGGCGGCGCCGCGGAGACACCUGCUGCCGGACACCGGCAAGGACCUUCUAGCGCUCACCGCGCAGCAGUGGACGGAGGUGUGUUCCGGGGAUGAGCAAGCAGGUCGGAUAUACGACGCAUACAUCCGACACGCUCACGCCAGCGCCACUGGUCUACCGCCCCCGCCGCCUUUACCAGAGCACCAAGCUUCUUCUAGCACUCCGUCUGAACAACAUGGGUAUGCGGCUCUGAGUGCACGCGCUGGAGGAGGACAGGUGCAGCUCUGGCAGUUCCUGCUGGAGGAGCUGGCUGCAGGAGCUCCUGGGAUCUGUUGGGAGGGUCCCCCUGGUGAUGGAGAGUUCCGCCUGUCGGAUCCGGAUGAGGUGGCGCGGCGCUGGGGCCGGCGCAAACAGAAACCCAACAUGAACUACGACAAACUAUCGCGAGCGCUGCGGUACUAUUAUGAUAAGAACAUCAUGAGCAAGGUACACGGGAAGCGCUACGCGUACAGGUUCAGUUGGGCGGGUCUGACCGCGGCGUGCCAGGCGCAGGCUCCGGACGCGCCCCCCUACUGGCACUACCUCCCGCCCCCCGGACACCCCCCGCAACAUGUCCACGGGAACAUCCACAACUCGCAGCACACCUAGCAGCAUCACUCGACUUUUGUUCAUCUCUAUUUGUAGUUGGACCGAGUUUUGUGUUACUCGCAAGUGAUUCACUACAGUUUACAACCAGAUUUAGCUAAAAUGUGUUUCGUUGCUAAUGCUUUGUUUUUGUAAGGCGAUGUGCACACGUACUGUACUGUGUAUUGGCAGCUAAUCUCUGCAGACAGCUAGCUAAACGAAAACUGGAAGCACGGGUGCUUUGUGUUCACUGGAUACACGUCAAGAACAUAUGAUUAAAUGGUUUCCCGAGAGUUAAAAUUUUUCGUUCAACGCAGAGGCUAAGUUUUAUCUCUAUUGAUAUCGGUUACGUGGUCGUAAUCAAUUUAAUUUUCCAUCCGAGAGCGCGUUCCCAUUGAAUCUCGUUGACAUUACUGUUUUCGCUAUGAUUAUAUUGGAAUAUCCGGAAGUCAAAGUCACUCCCGUAUUAUGAAUAAACUGAAAUCUACUCGAGAGUGGACGAGCGAAACCCAAAUAAUGUUACGAAUCCGUUAAUAAAUAGGCAUUAUCACUGUACAAAUUGACUUCAUUCCAUGUUUAGCGUUUUGGAUCUAUUUUUAUAUAUGUUGCAUGUUCAA
Bombyx mandarina (wild silkworm) is the source of this 1380-nucleotide messenger RNA. Its product is annotated as DNA-binding protein D-ETS-6. The record is from RefSeq and is a predicted model, not a curated record. Gene Ontology annotation, cellular component: nucleus. Gene Ontology annotation, biological process: regulation of transcription by RNA polymerase II; cell differentiation. Gene Ontology annotation, molecular function: DNA-binding transcription factor activity, RNA polymerase II-specific; sequence-specific DNA binding. Lineage: Eukaryota; Metazoa; Arthropoda; Insecta; Lepidoptera; Bombycidae.